Molecule: messenger RNA, 3087 nt
Organism: Gracilinanus agilis (Agile Gracile Mouse Opossum)
Lineage: Eukaryota; Metazoa; Chordata; Mammalia; Didelphimorphia; Didelphidae
Gene: MICAL1
Product: microtubule associated monooxygenase, calponin and LIM domain containing 1
Exons: 23
Coding region: 1-2940 (979 amino acids)
Molecular function (GO): protein binding; FAD binding
Source: RefSeq, a predicted model, not a curated record
AUGGCAGCUGCUGCUUCCCAGAAUCCUGCCCAUGGACUCUUUGAGAACUUUCUGCAGGCACAGCAGUGCAAGGAGGUGCUCAGCAGCUUCCAAGACCUGUGCAUGUGUCUGGGCCUGGAGCCUGGUGGGAGGCUGUCCUUGUAUCACAAGCUCAAGGCUGAACUCAACUACUGGAAUGCCAAAAGCCUCUGGGCCAAGCUGGAUAAGCGGGCUUCCCAUCCCGUUUAUGAGCAGGGGAAAGCCUGUGCCAACACCCAGUGCUUGGUGGUAGGAGCUGGGCCAUGUGGACUUCGGACAGCUGUGGAGCUGGCCCUGCUGGGGGCCCGAGUGGUCCUGGUGGAGAAACGCACCAAAUUCUCCCGCCACAAUGUCCUCCACCUUUGGCCCUUUACUAUCCAAGACCUCCGAGGGCUCGGGGCCAAGAAGUUCUACGGACGCUUCUGCACAGGCACCCUGGACCAUAUCAGUAUUCGGCAGCUCCAGCUGCUCCUGCUGAAGGUGGCAUUACUCCUGGGGGUGGAGAUUCACUGGGGGGUCUCCUUCACAGGACUCCUGCCCCCAUCUCACAAGGGGAUUGGCUGGAGAGCCCAGCUUCAGCCCAGCCCCACUGACCAACUAGCCCUGUACGAAUUUGACGUUCUCAUCUCUGCAGCAGGUGGUAAAUUCAUCCCUGAAGGUUUCUCGGUCAGAGAGAUGAGAGGCAAACUGGCCAUUGGCAUCACCGCAAACUUCGUGAAUGGGCGCACGGUGGCUGAAACUCAGGUGCCCGAGAUCAGUGGUGUGGCUAGAAUCUACAACCAGAGCUUCUUCCAGAGCCUGUUCAAGGCCACAGGCAUUGACCUGGAGAACAUUGUUUACUACAAGGAUGACACCCAUUACUUUGUGAUGACUGCCAAGAAACAGAGUUUACUUCGGCUAGGAGUGCUUCGUCAGCCCUUUUGGCCGUUGGGCACUGGUGUGGCACGUGGGUUCUUAGCAGCCUUCGACGCAGCCUGGACCGUGAAGCUGUGGGCAAAGGGUACUCAGCCCCUGGAGGUUCUGGCGGAGAGGGAGAGCUUGUACCAGCUCCUCUCACAGACCUCCCCCGAAAAUAUGCACCGCAACAUAGCCCAGUACACCCUAGACCCAGCUUCUCGCUACCCCAACUUGAACCUCCGUUCUGUGACUCCCCAACAGGUACGGGAUCUUUAUGAUGUUGAGGCCAAGGAACUGGAGAGGAGGAGAUCUGACAAGACGGAUUCUAAAAAGCUACCCACCCCUGGACUGGUGGGCACCCAGGAGGAGCUGCUUCUCUGGUGCCAGAAGCAGACAGCUGGAUACCCUGGGGUCCAGGUCACUGACUUCUCGUCCUCUUGGGCCGACGGUCAGGCACUUUGUGCCUUGAUUCAUCGGCUCCGACCCAAUCUGCUUGACUUGUCCACCGUGCGAGGGGCUGGCGCUCUGGAGACCACAGCCCGGGCGGUAAAGCUGGCCGAACAAGAGCUGGGCAUCGCACCAGUGAUCCCUCCCCAAGUGCUGGUGGCCGGAACUGAUCCGCUGGGCCUCAUUGCCUACCUCAGCCAAUUCUACAGUACCUUCGGAAGGACUGCUCAUAGCCCAGGUCCGGUCACUCAGUUCUCUACUGGGACUGCCAACGCCGUCCUGUUCCUCAGCAAGCUGCAGAGGACACUGCAAAGGAACCGGUCCCAGGAGAAUGGAGAAGAGAGCAGUGGCAAGAAGCCUUGUAUAGAAUCGGAGUCUAAGAUGCCAAGUCCCACAGAACCCAUCAUCCUCCAGCCAGUGACGCCGUCAAACCCCCUGCCAGCGGACCAGGAGGCAGAGGAUGGCGACUCCUGUGCACUGUGUGGAGAGCGUCUCUACAUCCUAGAGCGGAUCUGUGCCGAUGGCCGGUUCUUCCACCGAAGCUGCUUCCAGUGCCACAGCUGUGAGGCCCCACUGUGGCCAGAAGGCUACCGGCAGCACCCUGGGGAUGGCCACUUCUAUUGCCUCCUACACUUCCCUCAGUCUACCAACCUAAAUGUGGAUGAUGGCACCCCCAAAGACCAGGAACCCUCCAGUAAGAAUGAAGACAAGGAGGCCAUGGCAGUGUCCCCCACAACACCCACAGCUUCCCAGGAGAUGGAAGGUCCUUCCAAACUGCCUUCAAGAAAACUGAUCAGACUCUCAAGCCCAGAGCGCCGAUGGCUGUCAUCCCUUAACUUCAAUCCAGAGGCUGAGGUGGAGGGUCCCCCCAAACCUCCUCGAAGCUAUUCUGCCUUGGCCCGCCAGGCCCUGGAGGACAGCUUUGGAGGCUGGGGAAUACCUGUUGCUUCAGCUAUUGAGGAAGAGGAAGAUAAGGAUCCCUCCUCCAGUGAGGAAGAAGAAGAAGCAGUGGAAGAAGAUCUGGUUUUAACAUCCGCCGUAGAACAGACCCUGUUGAACAUCGCCAAGAAUUCAGGCACCAUGGAGAAGUAUCCAACAUGGCGACAGACAUUGCUUCGCAGAGCCAAAGAGGAAGAAAUGAAAAGAUUCUGCAAGGCCCAGGCUAUUCAGCGGCGUCUUGAUGAGAUUGAAGCUACGCUUCGAGAACUGGAGGGAGAGGGCAAGAGGUUGGAGUUGGCCUUGAGGAGCCAGACUAGCUCUCCUGAACAGGAGAAGAAACUAUGGGUGGAAAAACUACUUGACCUUGUUCGAAGGAAGAAUGAUUUGGUGGCAGAGGAAGCCGAUCUCAUGAUCACGGUCCAGGAGCUGGGCUUGGAAGAGAAGCAGUGGCAACUGGACCAGGAGCUGAGAAGCUACAUGGAUAGGAAAGAGACCCUGAAGACAGCCUCAGAGAAGCAGAAGGAAGAGCAGAUGUUGAAGCAGUUGCUGGAUGUGGUGAAGCAGAGAGAUGCCCUGAUCCGCUUCCGUGAUGAGUGUCGGCUCAGUGAGCUGGCACAGGGGACUGGGGACCAGGGCUGAGAAGGGUCCCUGCUGCUUCUCUCCUGCCAGACUUCUCUGGGGUGUUAGCUGGGCCACAGCUCCGGAAUCCACAGCAUGGGCCCCGCUGGCUGGGCCCCGCACGAUACCCGGCCAAUGUUAACAAUAAAAAAGGUCCACUGGGCACAA